This is a messenger RNA of Pseudo-nitzschia multistriata, 1045 nucleotides long. NCBI's taxonomy places the organism in Eukaryota, Bacillariophyta, Bacillariophyceae, Bacillariales, Bacillariaceae. The record is from the annotation of a GenBank genome assembly.
CCCUCAUCCUCACUUUCAUUGUUCAGGAGGUAGAUUGACGGGAAGUCCAAAAACGAACACAGGAAAUGUCCGUUGUAUGCAUUGCUUACGUGCACAAAAUUUAGCUAAAGAUGUCCAUGAGUGGGACGGAUCCGGGGAUGCUCUCGUGGGCGAAAAGACUGGCCAUGGCGAUCAUAGCGGCACGUCCAUUCUUCAUUUCUACAAUCUUGUAUCGGGCAGCGUCUUCUUCGGACAUAUUCUUUCCAAGACCCAACACGUCAAAGUUCAAGUCACCAGGAGUCUUGGUGGACUUUCCUCGGAAGUUGUCUCCAGAAUGUCCGACACUUUCUCCUUCGCAGAUAGCAAUGAAGAAAAGGAUUCCGGCAAACCAUCCGGGUUGCUCCUUAGCAAAGACUCCAAGAGCUUGUGUCCAGUCCGAUUCUUCGGGGAAUCCAGGGAUGUGCAUACCCAAUCCCAUACCACCCUUUUGAAUUGACAUACGUGAAAAAACCCGACCGAAAAAAUUUAAACGUUAGAUUGCUACAUUAGGAAUUCAAAUACACAAUCAUCGUAAAUGCUAACGCAUGUGGGAACAUAUACAAUGUGCCUGAUUGAUGAAAUCUCAAAAGCUUCAAGUGGUAGUGCAGACCGUAUCAACCGACAUUUCGUCACAUCAUUUGCUGUUGUGUUGUGUUUCAUUCUCGUACCUGGUGCGUAGCCCAGAUUCCGGUCCAUGCGAUCAUGGCUUGACGUCCAUGCUUGAUUUCAGCCUCUUGCAAGAAUUGAACAUCUGGGAACAUGUUUGGGAAGGUGUCGAAACUCUCGCCGGUACCGAGCUUGGCCAAGUUGAGGGGAUCGAACGGAACUCCUCCGACUUCUUCGAAACCGGUGGCCUUAAGAGCCGACGAUUGCGAGGCAGUCUGUUGAGGGGCAAACGCCGAAGCGGAUGCGACAAGGGAAGCUAGGAGGGCAGCGGAAAACUUGGCCAUGGUGGAAAUUUAGUUGAUAAUGGGAGCAAGCAGAGGCUAGGUGUAAAGGAAGUCCGAUAUCCCAUACCUAGCACAUG